Molecule: messenger RNA, 8712 nt
Organism: Macrobrachium nipponense
Lineage: Eukaryota; Metazoa; Arthropoda; Malacostraca; Decapoda; Palaemonidae
Product: glutamate receptor ionotropic, NMDA 3A-like
Exons: 15
Coding region: 1290-5852 (1520 amino acids)
Biological process (GO): ionotropic glutamate receptor signaling pathway; monoatomic ion transport
Cellular component (GO): plasma membrane
Molecular function (GO): NMDA glutamate receptor activity
Source: RefSeq, a predicted model, not a curated record
UCGUAACCUUUGACCUUCACUCGAUGGUGUUAUUAUCGGGGGGAUUCUAACAGGUGUUUCCUGGGUAAGCUUGGCUGACAGGUGCGUUACGCUUUUCAUCUCGGGUCAUACUGUGAGUUUUGGCGGUCGUUUCGCGGCAAAUGAGUGGAAAAAAUUGGAAAAGAAAAUUAUAUGUAUGUAUUUCACUCUGAAUAAUUUCCUCCCGGGACGAUUUAUUUUGUUAGUGAAAUUGAAUUAGUGUCGAAAUAUUGGAGAAGAAAAAAGGAGUUCCAAUAUACCUUCGUUUACCCAUUUCGUAUUGGCUUGUCAUUCCAAUAAGUUACGCAAAUAUCUUUUAAAGUUUCUUAAAGAAGACCAGGAACCUCUUCUGACUACAUACACAAUCAACGCUGUGCACAUCUCAUCAGAAAGAAGAAAGGAGAAAACAAAAUACAAGAUUGGACGAGACUGUGAGGAAAGGGAUGUGACAAGGAAAAAAUCAAUAUUAGACAAAGGAAUACAGUCUGAAGAACGGAACGUAGAAGGGUUUAGAGAAAAGCAAGAAUAAUACAAUCACUCAAUCCCUCCAACAGUAGUCACAGAUCUUUAAAUGCUCCGGUAGGAUGUAACACCUCAUCACCUUCUAGAUCAGAAGCUGCAGCAUUGCUUCCAGUCGACCAAUCCAGUACCAUCAGCAAGAAUGAAUUAGAAUGAAACAUAAGAGUUAGGCACAUCACCAGUUUUGCAAUUAACCACAAAAACCUCUUUGGUUCUUACUUUCGAAGUUACUUUUAGGAGGAGUGUCUCAACGUUCAUUAACUCUCCAACCGUAAUAUCACGAGUCUAUUACUUUUUCAAAUUUGAUUCUAUUCAGUCAAGAGACUUGGGUUUUAUAUUGGAUUUUUCGGGAGAGGCCGUGAUCAGAAUGGACUUGCACGAGUCCUCCUGCAGCUCCGCCCUCAGCGUCGUUUCUGCGACGCCCUUUGUCGUCCUCGAAAUCUGAAGGAAGAGAGGAGAAUUAUGAGAAGGCUGGAGAUCAGUCCAAGAUGGAAGCUGCCUCCUCUCUUUGCUGAAGCUGCUGUUGUUGAAGUGGAAUGGGAAAGCAGCAACGAACAUUUAUUGUUACUACCGUUAGUGCUGUCCCCCAUUCUGGCUUUUGGACGGGAUGCUUCUUCGUUUAUAUUUUUGACCUGACUUGAAAUGAACCGCGGGAGAACCGAGGCCUCCUCGCUGCUCCUUCCUGUCAUUAUCGUCGUCGAGAUUAUGUUUUUGUGGACCUUCGAGCAGCGGCACCGUUCUUUACUACUGUCAUGAGUCACCUUCUGGUUUUUCUCUUCUCGUUGAUUCUUAUGUCGCGUUCCUCUCCUCCUUCCUCCUCCUCCUCCUCCUUCUCCUCAACCUCCUCCUCAUCUUCCUCCUCCUCCUCCUCCUCCUUGUUCACUUAUGGCGACGGAGGUGUCGUUGGGAGGGGACGCCAGGAACUUCUCAAUUUGCCUCCCAAGCCAAGAGCCUAUCGCUCCCCCCUAAAGGGAGAGCCGCCCCCAGACGUCCUGUUCUUCGAUGGCUCAGUCCACCUGAUGUCUGUGCAGGAUGCUGCUGCUGCUGCUGCUGCUGUUGCUUCCCCUCUAACGGCUACGUCAACAACCUCCGCUGACGGAGGAGGAGGCACCGCCGUCAUCGCCGCCCCUUCGUCUCCUCCACCCACCUCACCGCGGACCAUAUUCUUUUCCCGCCCACAAAAGCCACCCAGGCACGGGGAACGCCGCCACUCCUCAUCCGCCAGUGACGUCACGGAAGGUGGUACUCAUCGGGUCUCUUCGGAAGAAACACUAGCGACCUCGUAUGACCAAAAGUUUGACCAGAUCGAAAUAUUGGACCCAGAAGUCUCUCCUCUCCAAGGCACCGCCACAAACACCAGCACCACCAAGCCCCCCCACACGCCCGUCUAUAAGUUGGGCGCCGUCUUCGAACCCGACCACAUCCAGAGUCUCUCCUCGGUUUUUUUCCAGUUGCUGCAAGAACAAAACCACCUGAAUGGGGCCGUCUCCCGAUUUGAAGGAGUCGUCGUCGAGACGCCCGAACUCAAGCUGGGCGCCCUGAAAGGCGCCUGCGAGACCCUCAAGUCUGAGGGAGUGAGUGCUGGUUUGGCCGUUGGUAUGACGCAGAGCAUCUACGCUUCGGGGGCUCUCGCUUCCUUGGCUGGAGUGCCACUCGUCGUCAGGUCGGUCAAGGGAUAUGGAGAUGAGACCCUAGAGGCUUUGCUGCCCAACCUCGUGAUGACGAACCCCCGCCUCUCGGACCUUUGGAAAGCAGCGACGUCCUUCAUCGAGAUCAUGAAGUGGCAACAACCGGUCCUGAUCCACGACGACUCCCCGCAGGCCCUCCAGUUGGCGCACAUAGCUUCUCGCGACUCUACCCACCAGCCGCUGCGGCUCUCGUUCUCCAUCGGCACACCGAAACAGCAUUUCCAGAACCGUCUCUCCAAGAUCCUACACACGGUGCAGAGGAUGGUCUUCGUCUCGGGCACCACCAACUUCGUCAGCGUGCUCUUCUCGCACAGCGAAGACCUCGGCAUGUUCAGCGGGGAAUACGUCUGGGUCCUGUUGGACAUCGCGCUGCCGAAGGACGUCUCGGCGUCCCUCCGGCCGGGGCUCAUCAGCAUCCGGCCGGAUUUCCAGCGGGUCGCCAAGAGGAGGUUGUUUAUAGACUUUGUUAAGUCAUCGCUAUCUGUGAUAUCUGAGUUUUUCAAAGAAGCUACGGUCGCGUCGGCAUCAUACCUGGCGGCGUCGUCGACUGUUCAGUGUGAAGUGCCUUACAGAAAUCUGUCCAACAAUCAGUAUGAAUUAAACAGACAACUCAGAGAGAAGCUCGAAUCAACAAGAUCCACCUACCCCAACGCCACCUCCCUUCCGGGCAUCAUACCCUUUUUCUACGUGGAGAACCUGAUGCCCAAGUCGUCGGGCUUGGGCACCCAUUGGAACCGAAUUGGCUACAUCAACGGGUCCGCGGUCCAGAUCAACACCAUCUACUGGCCGGGUCGGGGACACAAAGGCAUCAAGGAACACAGGAAGAAGCUGAGGGUAGCGCUGGCGGAGGCCCCGCCCUUCGUCAUGACCUCGCCCCUCAUCGAAAAUACCACCUGCCUGCUUGGAGUCAUGUGCCUCAAGGUUUUGUCGUCGGAAGUUGCAGCAACCUUUGCCGACGUGGAGAGGAAGGUCGUCAACGCCUCCAGGAAUUACCAAAUGUUGUGCUGCACUGGAUUUGCGGUGGAUCUCAUGCUCAACGUGGCCCAGGACCUCGAGAUACAACUGCAGGUGUACCUGGUGAGAGACGGCACCUUCGGCGCCCCCCGCAGCAGCGGUUGGACAGGCGUGGUGGGUGACCUCAUGGAUGGCUCAGCCCAUCUCUCCUUCGCCCCUCUGUCCGUCACUGCUCAAAGGGCGCGGAUCCUCGAGUUCUCGGAGCCUUAUUUCUACUCAUCCAUCGCCAUCCUUUCAUCCACAAAACAUAUGAGCGUUCCCCUCCUGGCCUUCCUCGUGCCCUUCAGUGCUGAGCUGUGGAUUGCCAUCAUCGUGUCCCUCAACAUCACAGCCUUCAGCGUUGCCGUCUACGAGUGGCUCAGCCCAUUCGGCCUCAACCCCUGGGGCCGACAGAGAUCCAAGAACUUCAGCUACGGGUCGGCUCUGUGGGUCAUCUGGGGUUUGCUCUUCUCCCACUUGGUGGCCUUCAAAGCACCAAAAUCUUGGCCCAACAAGGUCCUCAUCAACGUGUGGGGUGCCUUCAGCGUCAUAUUCGUGGCUUCCUACACCGCCAACAUAGCUGCCCUCUUCGCCGGUCUUUUCCAGACGAGGUACCUGCAUGACCGCAGCCUGUUGUCGCUGCGCGUCGGAGCUGUUCGGGCGAGCUCCGUUGAGUAUUACGUCUCCCGGAAGGAUCCGGAACUCUGGGCUCACAUGAAACCCAACCUGGUCGAUAACUUCACCCAUGGACUUCACAAGCUUCACUCUGGAUCCCUGGACCUGUUGGUUGGCGAUUCUGCAAUCCUUGACUACUUGCGCGCUAAUGACCCAGGGUGUACGCUCAGAGCUCAUGGUGAUGACCUUGUUCCAGAUACCUUUGCCCUAGCCAUGCCAAAAGGAUUUCCCCUCAGGGUGAAAAUCAACGCGCUGCUGGCCCGCUACCAGUCCUCGGGCCACCUGGACCACCUGAAACACAAGUGGUACGGCGAGCUUCCGUGCUUUCGCCUCUCCGCUGACAUCUACAAACCGCAGGCUCUCGACAUCAGCACCGUUGCUGGGGUGUUCCUCGCCCUCACCCUCGGCAUUGGAGUGGGACUCAUCAUCCUCAUCCUCGAACACCUCGUCUACCGCUACGUUCUCCCUUCGCUUCGAACGAAGCCCAAAGAGUCCGUCUGGAGAAACAGAAACUUAAUGUUUCUGAGUCAGAAACUGUACAGAUUCAUCAACUGCGUGGAGCUCGUGUCCCCACACCAUUCAGCAAAGGAACUGGUCAACAACUUGAGGACAGGACAGAUCAUGGGGCUCUUUCAGAAGUCCGUGAAGAGGAAGGAAAACGAGCAACGUCGGAGGAGGAAGAGUAAAGCACAAUUCUUUGAAAUGAUUCAAGAAAUCAGAAGAGUACAGAAAGCUGAGAAGGAAGAAGAAAUACCUGAAGCAGAGGUUCCCCUCACUGAGAGUAAGCCACCUUCCCAUGCUGAAUCAGAAGUACCUCCAGUCGAUCCAUCACCUACCCCAGCAAGCAGCUCUGUCACUCCUUCCCAUAAACCUCUCCUUGGACAUCGGCAAAAAACCACAAAUGCACAGGCCACCAUUGCCAUAGACUACAUCCCCGGACCUAAUCCUCAAGAAGAUUCUGAUGGUAUUAUCAGAGUUAAUAGCUCUCAACCUCUCGGAAAUAUUAGCUAUGAUAAUGCAACCUAUUACAGUCAGAGGGGAAGUGCUGAUCGUGAAGAAGACUCAGAAUCAGGGAUCCUCAUCCUGAGGGUUAAGGAAGAAGGGGUUCACGAACGAAACUGCCUGAACCAAAAAGUGGAAAGCCUCCAACCUUACAGUCCAACAAGCGAGAGCCUAGACAACUGUGAUCACUGUUCAUACCCAAGCCAGGAUGAUGGAACCAGCAUUCACAGUAAAACUUCCGGGGGGUGUCUUAACUGCUUGCAGAGGCAAGACAGUAAUAGACAAGAAAGAAGGGAUAAUGGGAGCACUUAUUACCCUUGCAAUGUAUCAUAUGGGACCAGGGAGACACUCAUUAGAGAGCAUAGAAUAACUACACAUGAUGGAACCUUCAAACCCCAACGUCAAAACCCACCUCCUGUCUGCCAGCCCAUCCCUACCUGUAGGAGUUCAGGAAGUCUCAAAUCUUUUCCAGGCUACACAAGCAGGACAAAGCAAGGUAAUGUAGCAGUGUGGAACUCUAAAUCAUUAGAUCAAAUGGAUUCUCACGAGGAGGGAUUAAUAGAAGAAGUAUACGAAGGGGUGCGACUGGUACCAUUAUCUCAACAAUCAGCAUUACAGUCAUCAGGAUCACUUCAGCUGGUUGCUGCUCUUUCUCCAGGUUGUGAAAGAGUUAAUGCAGACCAUCUUCGGCAUGUCACAAAAGCUGAUUUAUGGAGAUUGUGGCAAGAUUCUGAGAUUCAACUCCGAGCCAGAUUACGUCAAGCAGAAUCUCAGCGGGAUGAAUUGCUCAGGAGACUGUGUCAACUUACUUCCUGUGAUUCUUUAGGCAAGGUUCCAGAUAAUCCUGUGAUGCCUGAAGAACCAAAAGUAGUCAAAGAAAAAGCGGUUCCUGGAAAAUUUGGAAGUUUAGAUGCCUUGCUUGAGGUGGGCGACAUGACUUUCCAAAAAAGACAAUGAUUCAACCUCAACUUUCAGCCGAGAUGAUAGUGUGCAAGGAACAGAUCAGAACUGCCGAAUAUAGGGUUUCUAAUGAUAAAUGGGCUCCUAGAGUUAAAAAGACUAUCAAAAAUACCUCUGAAGUGAGUUUCAGAAAUAUUGGCGAUAAUAUACCUCCACCAACAGCAUCGUUACGUAGACAAAGAAUGAGAUCACAGGACAAACACGAAAGAAGAAUCACUUUCGAGCCUUCUCUAAGUCUAGGAGACGAUAUAUUUCAGGAGCGACUAAACCCACCUCCAAAGUUCGAAGAUAAACCUCGUGAUGAAGGUCACGGCAGCAAAAGGGAAUCGGAAGAGGAGUUAACACCGAGGAGAAGGACACCGACGCGACGAAAACACAGCCACCCUGUCGUUAUGGAAAGCUCAGUUGAUUAUCCCAUCGGUUACCCUCAUACCCCGCUCCCUCUACUUCACUCUCUCCAUCAACAAACAAAGCACGAAUCAUCAAAACAGUCCAGCCUUAGGCAUCGGAAAUCUACACACAGAAAAGAAGAGCAAAGCGCGCCGGAAAAAUUUGACGACCCACUGCGAGCACCCCCUCCCAUGUUUAGUUCUUCCAGAGGUCCUUCAGGAGAUCAAAGCGGCAGCAGCGAAGAUUGGCAUAACCCGCACUCAUCAAAUGCAGGUCAAACACCACGCAGAUACUAUUACAGGGACAGGGACAGAGACAGGGACAGGGAUAAGGAAAGGGAUAGGGAAAGGGAGAGGGAAAGAGAGAGAGAAAGAGAUAGGGGCUUGUAUCACCCCCGUCCACAGUCAGAAUCAAGCAAGGUCAAAAGGACGGCCUUCAAGCAAGGGAACCCCAGAUAUUCUGGAGGUCGAAGGUCACAGGAUCGUAAUCGAAGUGGUUCUUCUUCGGGAAGUUAUCACAGACAUCAAGGAGCCAGGAAAAGGACAUCUUACGAACAAUCGUCUUCGUCGGAGGACAACAUGAAUACAUCCUAAAAGUGCGCAAAAAGUUUUGUUUCAUUGAAAGGUGUUUCUCUAUUGGUGAUACCACCCCUUGGAGUGUAAUGUCUGCCAGGACAGACGGUGUGCUUUUAUAUUCUUUACAAAGUUGGGCAUAAUAGCGUUUGUUAACAAACCCAGGAAGUGGACGGGAUACUUUUUACAUAAAAUGUUUUCACAAGCGUCUGCUUCAGUUUAAACAAAUCAACUCAUCUUUGCUCUCCUGCUUACAGGACGCUCUACAGUGUUGUUUAUAGAUAUAAAAUGCUCAAUUCAUUGAAACAUGUUGGUUAAUACAACAUUUCUAAGCGUCGCGUAAGUACCAUUCGAAUCAUGUCAAUCAAAAAUCCAAAUUCAUAUCCAAAACCUAAUAUACAUACGCUUAUACCUCAACAGUGUAAAUUGCCUGUGACCGAACCCGAUGAAAAAGUUCGUAACGUGAAGAAAACAUAGGAAAGGAAACAAGGAAGGAAAAGUCUAUGGUAAGCAUAGGCCUGAAAAAAGAAAGAAAGAAAAAAAACUAUCGCCAUCACUUUGCAAAAUCCGCAGUUACGGACUCUGAGUGGAAAUGGCCAGAAGCGAAAGGAAAUUUGAGAGGAUACUCAAUGAAGCAAUAUAACUUUUUUGAGAGUUUCGACUCUUUUUCUCUUUUUAUGGUGAAAGUUUUUGAGUUCGUUUUCGUGUCGUGACAUCUUUCAAAAUUACAUUGCCUGUAACAUUUGUACUACAGCCAUAGAACUUUGUAUUAGGAAAAAAUAUGCUUUCUUUAACGUCAACAUUAAGUAACUUUAUGGGUACAAGUAAAAGAAAAAGGGAUUGUCAGAUGGACAAUGUGAACUUUUGAUCAACACUAACACACACACACACAUACACAUAUACACACACACACACACAGGAGAAUUUAUAUAGUCAAACUAAAGUAUUGCUGGUGUAAUGGGUUGGUGUCCUUCCCUAACCACUACUAACUCUAUUAUCACUAUCAUUAAUAUUACAGCAUUUGCUCUCUCCAGAGUUCCUAUUUCUCUGUAUAACCCUGAUAAAAGCCACUAAUCUUCAAAACUCGUCUAUCCAGACUUCUACUACAAACGGAAUGCAUUUCUCCAAUAAACAUUUUUCUGAGAAGUACAAUACACGAACAUGAUGUCACUCAACACCACUGAAGUGACCUCCAGAAGCUUCCUAACUGAUUUUGCUAAAUGAAUGCACUAAAGUUUUAAUCAGCUGAAACCGGAAAGAAAUCAAUCUUCGUUAAAUGCCAGUAUGACAUCUAAAAGUCAAGAGCUAUUUAUUUUUCAUCACAUUCUUCUCUUGUGAAAGAUCACAGAACUAUGCGGACUAUUCACAAGGAGCAAGGUUAUAUUGGUUGAUCUGGUACAUAAAUCUGGCGUUGCACUACUGGACCAAAAUCUUGGAUAAAGAAGAGGAACUUCUUUCUGUAACUUUUCAAUGUUGUAUAAUAAAAACUUGAUCAUAAAUUAUUAGACAUAAAGACUCAGUGCUUCAAAUACACGACACCAAUAUCAGCAUGGCCUUAACACAUUUUUUAUGCCUAUUAUGAUGCCCUCGUACAGUAUGGCAGGGAUAAUGAAAUUUUCAUGCAAAUUAGGGCCUUACCGAAGCUAUCUCACUGACGCUGGUAUUAUCACACUACAAUGGUUGGUUUGUGUGUAUUUUCAAAUCAUAUAGACAAUAGCAACUGGCUAAACAAAGUAUCCUCAAAAUGUAGCAUAAAUGACAAGAAGUGUUUCCAGAUUCACUUGAACAUCAAAUAGAAAGCAUUUUGGUAGUUAAAGUACAUACUACCGAAUUUUCAUAGGCGAGGGCAUGAGAACUGUUGACUUUACCUUUACCAAACUUCCCGAAAAAAUAAC